AAAAUGCACAAAUAUGAGACCCUUGGAGGAAAGAAAUUACCACCUGAUUUCUUAACAAGGAAAAGGAAGAAGAAGGCUAAAGGAAAGGAGUCUGUUGUCCUGAUUCCCUUCACAGAUGAGUACUUUGAAGAACUCAUGGAUGGACUUUUGAAUGAUGAUGACCCCCAAUCCGUCAGAGAGUUCCUACAUGGGUGUAAAGGGAAAAGUCUGAAUGAAGGGAAUAUUAGAAGUAUGCUUUAUAAAUACUCAAUUUCCAACCAUAUUUAUAAACCUUUCAGAGUUUGUGUAAAGACUAUUUAUAAUUCACUUAUUCCUAUUGGCACAGCACACCUGACUGCCACGAAGGGUGACGAGAAGAUCAAGCUUCGGAAGUUCUAUAUUGAGAAAAUGUGGAGAAGGAAAGGGUAUGAACAAAAAGCCCUCCAAGCAAUUGGGGACUACUGUUUCAAAUAAACUUGACUUUUUAAAAAUAUAUUACUCCAUAUUCUCUAUUAAUGAGGAAAUGAUACAGCUAUGAAAGGAGGCAGGGUUUAAAUUUAACAAAACAACCGCGACUGAAAUUGGUGACCCUGAUAAGCGCCACAUCCUGUAUUUUUAUAAAGAGGAUUAUGAAACUAUUUUGGCACUAGGAAAUACUAUGAAAGAUAGUACGAAAGCUUCUUCAACAGUAUUGAGUAAAAACUUGCAGAGUGAGUCAAAACUAAGCAUACAAGCUUCACCGAUUGGAACGAUGAGAUUUUCAAGCCCGAUAAAAUCAAACUCUCCCAAGAGUGAUGUCUUGAAACUUCCCCAAAUAACUUUUCAUAAAUUUUCAAGGUUAGACAGUAGGAGUAGUAAGGCAUCGAAAAUACCAAUUUCAUAUUCUUCAGUGAAUGCUUCUCAUAACACUCCACUUCCAAAGAUUGUGCCGCCAAAUUAUUAUUACAGGUCAAAUCGGGAGAGGAAUAACGCUUUAAUGGACUCAGUCCUGGCAAUGGACGCCGAAAUACUCAAAGAGACACAAAGCCUAGAGGAGUUGAAGUCCCAAUUUAAGGAGAAAUCUAUUUCUCUGGGUACAUCUCAUCCGGUUAGCCGGAUGAGGAACUCCUCAUCACAAUGAGAUCUCUUCGAUGAUAAGAUUAACUUCUCAAUUGCUCCUAAUAAGUUGCGUCAAACUCAGGAGGAGCAUCCUCGAGUUUCUGACAUCAGGAGCAUUAAGAACUAUAAGAGUAUUAAAGAAAUUAUGAAAAGGCCAAAACAAUUAUAA
Moneuplotes crassus is the source of this 1246-nucleotide messenger RNA. The record is from the annotation of a GenBank genome assembly. Lineage: Eukaryota; Ciliophora; Spirotrichea; Euplotida; Euplotidae.